AUGUUGGUGAUGGACCAGGAGGGGAGGCUGGGUUUGAAGGUCGGGCAGGCGAGGGCGGAGGCGGAGCAGGUUGAGGAUGUGGUUGUGGUUGAGGAGGCUGGUUUGGUCGAGGCUGUUGUGGUUGAUGUUGUUUUGGAUGAUGCGGAUGGUGUGGUGGAAGAUUUGGUAGUGGAAGAUGGGGAUGGGGAUGAAGUUGCUGUUGAUAUUUUUACUGCUGAAGAAGCCGUUAUGGGAGAUGCCGCUGUCGAUGAGACUAUGGUCGACGAUGCUGCUGUUGAUAUUGUUGUUGUGGAAGACGUGGUUGCAGACGAUACUACUGUGGACGAUGCUGCUGUGGACGAUGCUGUUGCAGCAUAUGCAGCUGUAGAUGAUACAGCAGUGGAUGAUGCUACCGACGACGAUAUUACCGACGGGGAUGCUACCGACGAGGAUGCUACCGACGACGAUGCUACCGACGAUGAUACUGCUGCUGCUGAUGUUACUGCGGAAGGCGCUGCGGAAGGCGCUGCGGAAGAAGAUACGUUCGAUGUUGCCGAUGAGUCGGGUUGA
Molecule: messenger RNA, 549 nt
Organism: Letharia columbiana
Lineage: Eukaryota; Fungi; Ascomycota; Lecanoromycetes; Lecanorales; Parmeliaceae
Exons: 1
Coding region: 1-549 (182 amino acids)
Source: RefSeq, a predicted model, not a curated record